AUGGCAUCUCUAGUAGAAUUGGCAAAUCGUGUCCAGAUCGCAGCCGAAGACGUCUCGUCAGGCAAGACGAGGGAUAAUCUGGCGCUGCUGAGAGGGAUUCGAAACUUGAACCGUGUUGCGGAAUCGCCUACGGAUCGAUUGAGGCGGGUUCUUUAUCAGACGGUGCAAAAUGCUGUCGUGCGUCUAGCUGUUGAGAUUAAGUUGCCGCACUCUCUGGCUGCAGCGAAGGAAAUGAGUGCCACGGAGCUCGCACUAGGAUCCGAGGCGGAUAGGGUGCUGGUCGUUCGAUUGAUGCGGGUCUUGGUUGCCAUGGACAUUGUUGAUGAAGUGGGAGAAGAGCAAUACAGGUCGAAUGCAACAACCGAAGCCCUCGCUUCCCCUACAUGGACCGGAGGCACCAGAUUCCUGCACGACACGCUGGUCCCCAGCUUCGCCACACUCGUCGACUACUGGCACCAAGCCGGCUUCUGCCCGAAUGAGGGCACGAUCUUCGAGUUCGCCUUCAAGCAGGACUUCUGGACCUGGCAUCGCGAACGGCCGUCUGCCCACAACGACUUCCUCGUCUACAUGCGUGGCCGCAAAGACGGGAGCCCGCACUGGCUCGACUACUUCCCUGUCGCGUCCCAGAUCGCUCAUUUGAGCCCCGAACCGGAUGCCGUGACGCUCGUCGAUGUCGGGGGGAACCUGGGCCACGACGUGAAGCUCUUCCAGCAGCGGUGGCCCGACAUCCCAGGCCGCUUGGUGCUGAUGGACUUGCCGGAGGUGGUAGCCGGCAACACAAACGUCCUUGAGGGGAUUGAGAAGGUGGCGUAUGAUUUCUUUCAACCGCAGACAAUCAUCGGCGCCAAAUUCUACCUCUUCCGCGCCAUCUGCCACGACUGGCCCGACAGAGACUGCAUCACCUUCCUCCGCAACACCGUGGCGGCCAUGACGCCCGGCUACUCGCACCUCCUGAUCAACGAGCAGGUCCUCCCCAACACCGGUGCGGACCUGCACCCGGCGCUGCUGGACAUAACCAUGAUAGCCUACUUCCGCGCCAUGGAGCGCACCGAGCGGCAGUGGCGCUCGCUGCUCGCGGCCGUGGGCGACGUCGCCAUCGUCGCCAUCUGGAGGCUCAAGCACGCUGGCGGGGGCACCGAGGCGGUCAUUGAUUGCGUGCGGAGGUGA
Molecule: messenger RNA, 1167 nt
Organism: Drepanopeziza brunnea f. sp. 'multigermtubi' MB_m1
Lineage: Eukaryota; Fungi; Ascomycota; Leotiomycetes; Helotiales; Drepanopezizaceae
Molecular function (GO): O-methyltransferase activity
Source: RefSeq, a predicted model, not a curated record